UGCAGAAGAAAUGUAAAAACACAGAGAGUAUUCAGAGACUGACUACAAUUUUCACUCUCAUGAAAGUGAAAGUAAAGUCAACAAAUCAGCCUUAAAAGGAGAGACUUAACGCACACCAGUGCUUUGGAAACCAUUAAAAGGUCAGAUAUCUGAAGUCAAAGCAAAGUUUUCUUUUCUUUUACUGAAGGAGAGAAUGGCUUCAAGUCUAGAGGAGGAUCUUACCUGUCCUGUUUGCACGGAUAUCUUCAAGGAUCCUGUUAUUCUGUCGUGUAGUCACAAUGUGUGUAAAGAAUGUCUGCAGAAGUGCUGGGAGAGCAAAGAAACCAAAGAAUGUCCAGUCUGCAGGAGGAGGUCAUCAAAGGAGGGGACACCCCCAAAUCUGGCAUUAAAGAACCUGUGUGAGACCUUCUUACUAGAGAGGAGUCAGACACACGUGUCUUGCAGUCUACACAAAAGAAAACUUGAGUUCUUCUGUCAAGAGGAUCAGCAGCUUGUGUGUCUUAUGUGUCAAGACGAAUUACACAAACAUCACAAGUUCAGUCCCAUUGACAAAGCAGCAGUUGAUGUGAAGGAAGAACUCACAGUCAAACUGCAGGACAAGCUGAAGCGUUUUAAGAAGGCUAAAGACACCUGUCAUGAAUCAGCUCAGUAUAUUAAGACUCAGGCUAAAUACACAGAGACACAGAUCAAGAAGCAGUUUUUGGAGCUUCACCAGUUUCUACAAGAUGAAGAGGCAGCCAGGAUAGCUGCACUGAGGGAGGAAGAGGAGCAGAAGAGUCAGAUGAUGAAGGAGAAGAUUGAGAAGAUGAGCAGAGAGAUCUCAUCUCUUUCAGACUCAAUCAGAGGCAUGGAAAAGGAGAUGGGAGCUGAUGACAUCACAUUCCUGCAGAACUACAAGAGCACAGUGGAAAGAGCCCAGUGCACACUGCAGGAUCCAGAGAGGGUUUCAGGAGCUCUGAUCAAUGUGGCAAAGCACCUGGGCAACCUGAAGUUCAGAGUCUGGGAGAAGAUGCAGGAGACUGUUCAGUACACUCCUGUGACUCUGGAUCCUAACACUGCACACCCACGACUCAUCCUGUCUGAGAAUCUGACCAGUAUGACACGCGGUGAUGAGAGGCAGCAGCUUCCUGAUAACCCAGAGAGAUUUGAUAAGUAUCUCAGUGUUCUGGGCUCUGAGGGCUUUAACUCAGGGACUCACUGCUGGGACGUGGAGGUUGGGGACAGUACCUGGUGGUGGGUGGGUUUGAUGACAGAGUCCCUCCAGAGGAAGGGACAAUAUGGCAAUGUGAGUGGAAAGUGGACUCUGUUUAAUAAUAAUGGUAAAUAUAUAACAUGGUCUCUACCACAGCCCUCCACUCUCCUCACAGUGGAGAAGAAACCCCAGAGGAUCAGAGUGCAGCUGGACUGGGACAGAGGAGAGCUGUCAUUCUCUGACCCUGAUAAUAACACUCACAUACACACUCUCACACACACUUUCACUGAGAGAGUGUUUCCAUACUUUAAUACUGGUGAAUUUCCUCUGAGUAUUGUAGCAGUGAAGGCCUCUAUGUCAGUAGAGCAGCCCAGUUAGAGCAGAAACUGUCUCUGUCUGAACAAGAGCCCACAUGCAGCAUCUGAAACCCCUAUGUUGGAAUGUUUUGACUUAGGAAAGAUAACCCCUGUGUCACUGAACUAGGGGUGACCCUCAGGAUGAGGGGUGGUAAACAUUUCUUAUCUCUGUAAGAAAAACAUGGUUAGGUGAUCACUGGUGGGUGACAACUUGUGAUUUCCGUGGGUGUGUGUUAAAGCAGCACCAAAGAACUUUUCCUCUGUCGCAUGCACGCUUUGUUUAUCCAACGGCUUUGUAAAUAACAAUGUCCAUACACAAGGUAGAAUUUGUUGCAUGAUUUUAUGAAAGUAGGCUAUGAUGUAUUGCG
Alosa alosa (allis shad) is the source of this 1916-nucleotide messenger RNA. RefSeq names its product zinc-binding protein A33-like. Lineage: Eukaryota; Metazoa; Chordata; Actinopteri; Clupeiformes; Clupeidae. Bases 194 to 1570 code for a protein of 458 amino acids. The record is from RefSeq and is a predicted model, not a curated record. Gene Ontology annotation, molecular function: protein binding; zinc ion binding. The transcript is spliced from 6 exons.